This is a messenger RNA of Priceomyces carsonii, 1011 nucleotides long. It is a transcript of the gene APN1, whose product is annotated as DNA-(apurinic or apyrimidinic site) lyase. The record is from RefSeq and is a predicted model, not a curated record. The transcript has a single exon. Gene Ontology annotation, cellular component: nucleus; mitochondrion. Gene Ontology annotation, biological process: base-excision repair. Lineage: Eukaryota; Fungi; Ascomycota; Pichiomycetes; Serinales; Debaryomycetaceae. Gene Ontology annotation, molecular function: DNA-(apurinic or apyrimidinic site) endonuclease activity; phosphoric diester hydrolase activity; zinc ion binding. The coding region runs from base 1 to 1011 and encodes 336 amino acids.
AUGGCUGGUGGUAUAUCCAAAGCAGUUACAAAUGCUAUGAAUAUCGGAGCAAACAGUUUUGCCUUGUUUUUGAAGUCACCAAGAAAAUGGGUCUCUCCAGAGAUUAGCGAAGAGGAAGUCAAGAAAUUCGCUGAUUUAUGCAAAAUACAUGGAUAUAAUCCUCUAAAGGAUAUCUUACCACACGGCUCCUAUUUCAUAAAUUUGGCGAAUCCAGAUACUGAAAAAGAGCAGAAAGCUUAUGAUUCAUUUUUGGAUGAUUUGAAAAGAUGUGAAAAGCUUGGAAUUGGAUUGUACAAUUUUCAUCCUGGGUCUAGCCUAGAUGGCGAUCAUAAAGAAGCAUUAGAGAAAUUAGCGCGUAAUAUUAACAAGGCAAUUGAAGCCACUUCCUUUGUGAAGAUAGUAAUUGAAAAUAUGGCUGGUCAUGGAAAUCUCAUAGGUUCUAAAUUACAAGACAUCAAAGACGUCAUUGAAAUGGUGAACGAGAAAUCAAGAGUUGGGGUUUGUAUCGACACUUGCCAUACUUACGCAGCGGGCUACGAUAUUUCCACUAAGGAGAAAUUUGACGAUUUUUGGAACCAAUUUGAAGACACGAUCGGGUGGGAGUACUUAAGUGCCAUACACUUGAACGACUCAAAGGCUCCUCUCGGUGCAAAUAGAGACUUGCAUCAGAACUUGGGACAAGGCUUUUUAGGACUUGAACCCUUUAGGCUCAUCGCCAAUAUGGAAAAGCUUCAAGGUAUUCCAAUUAUAUUAGAGACGCCAGCUGCGGACGAUGACUCGAUCUACGGAGAAGAAAUCAAGCUCCUAGAAUGGCUAGAGGGGAAGCUGGAGGAUGACAAAGAAUUUGUGGCCAAGCUGGAGGCGCUCCAAAAAUUAGGUGAGCUGGACAGAGCUAGCCACUUGAAAAAGUUUCAAGAGAAGCAAGUAAAAUUAGAGAAAACUUCAAAGAAGCAAAAGCGAGCAAUAAAGGUGACCAGUACCAAGAAACGUAAGAUACAAACGACACUUUAG